This is a messenger RNA of Staurois parvus, 2178 nucleotides long. Lineage: Eukaryota; Metazoa; Chordata; Amphibia; Anura; Ranidae. The record is from the annotation of a GenBank genome assembly.
AUGACACCCAACACUGAUGUCACUCACCAUAAGAAACUGUUUCAUGUCACUGCUACCAUCAAGCAGACAAACAACCCUUCUCAUCCACGGCUGUAUUUUGAUAGCGCAGAUGUUCAUGGAUUAAAACAAAAGUCCCAUGCCACUCAUUUACAUUUAUUUAGAGCAAUCAAAAAUGCUGUUAGCAAGAUGUUGGCUAAUCCAUCUGUGUACCUGCCUCCUCAGAAGCAUUCUGAUUUUGCAGCCAAGUGGAAUGAGAUUUAUGGGAAUAAUCUGCCACCCUUGGCACUGUACUGCCUUCUUUCUCCAGAUGAUAAAGCGUCAUUUACUUUUGUACUAGAAUAUAUGGACAGAAUGGCAGACUACAAAGAUUGGUUUGUUCAAAAUUCCCCUGGGGAUGAAGUCCCAGUUGCACACUCUUUAUCUGGUUUUGCCACUGCAUUUGACUUUUUGUAUCAUUCACUUGACCGAGACAGAAGAAAAAAAUAUUUAAAAAAAAUUGAGACUGUGAGUAGUGAAAUGUAUGAAUAUUCCAAAGUUCAUUCAUGGGGUAAACAGUUCUUACACAACCAUCAAACCACUAACAUGAUUGCAUUGCUCACUGGUGCACUUGUUGUGGAAGAGUAUAAAUUAAGCCAGGCAAGCAUCUGGAAGGAAAUUGCUAUUGAUGUGAUGGAAAAGACAAUGUUUUUGCUAAAUCACGUGGUAGAUGGUUCUCUUGAUGAAGGAGUUGCAUAUGGAAGCUACACAGCAAAAUCCAUUACACAGUAUGUUUUCUUAGCACAACGACAUUUUGGCAUUAAUCAUUUAGAGAACAAUUGGCUGAAAAUGCACUUUUGGUUUUAUUAUUCUACUUUGUUGCCUGGUUAUCAGAGAACUGUUGGAAUAGCAGAUUCUAAUUACAACUGGUUCUAUGGCCCAGAAAGCCAGUUGAUAUUCCUGGAUACGUUUAUCCUGAAAAAUGGGGCUGGAAAUUGGUUAGCAGGUCAGAUUAGAAAGCACAGACCUAAGGAUGGACCAAUGGUACCAUCUGUUGCACAGAGAUGGAGCACGCUUCAUACAGAAUACUUGUGGUAUAAUUCUGAACUACUUUCACAUCCACCAACAGAUCAUGGUACACCAAAAAUGCAUUUGUUUUCCAAUUGGGGUGUUGUAACUUAUGGGGCUGGCUUGCCUCAUUCCCAGACUAACACAUUUUUUUCAUUCAAGUCUGGAAAGCUUGGUGGUCGAGCUGUCUAUGAUAUUGUCCAUUUUCAACCAUACUCUUGGGUAGAUGGCUGGAGAAGUUUCAAUCCUGGUCAUGAACAUCCUGAUCAGAAUUCUUUCACUUUUGCUCCAAAUGGACAAGUAUUUGUUUCAGAGGCUCUUUACGGUCCAAAAUUUAGUCAUUUGAAUAAUAUUUUAGUUUUUGCUCCAUCUCCUACGAGUCAGUGCAAUAACCCAUGGGAAGGACAACUUGGUGAAUGUUCACAGUGGCUAAAAUGGACAACUGAUGCUUCUGGAGAUGCAGCUGGUGAGAUUAUAACAGCAAGUCAGCAAGGGGAGUCUGUUUUUGUAAGCGGUGAAGCAGUGGCUUCCUACUCGUCUUCAAUGAAAUUAAAAAGUGUUUAUCGUUGUCUGUUACUUUUAAACCACCAGACUUUGCUUGUACUUGAUCAUAUUGAAAAGAAUGAAGACUCUCCAAUCUCUUUAGUUAGUGCCUUUUUUCAUAAUUUAGACAUAGAUUUCAAAUAUGUUCCCUAUAAACUUUUGAACAAAUUAAAUGGUGCUAUGAUGGACAUUUGGGAUGCACAUUACAAAAUGUUUUGGGUAGAUCAAAAUGGUAAUAGCCCUGUAGCUAAAAUUCAAGAAGCUGAACAGACAGCAGAGUUCAAAAAGCGAUGGACUCAGUUUGUAAAUGUUACUUUUCCAAUAAACCAAAAAAUUUCAAGGAUUGCAUAUUUAUUUCAUGGACCAUAUGUCAAUGUUUCAAAUCUAAGAUUCCUAGACAAUAGCAAAUAUGGAGUUAAACUCUCUGUAAAAAUAAAUGAUACAGAAAAUGUGGUGUCCAUGGUAACAGAUUAUAAUGAUCUCCAGGUCAGAUUUAAUUUUCUUGGCUUUGGAGGGUAUGCAAAAUUAGAAGACCAAAAUAAAAUCGUACAAUUUGGCCUGGGAACUGAGCAUAAAAGAAAAAUAAACUAA